AUGUCUGAGAACAACGUACGCCCCGGCCUGGCCCGCCUACCUACCGAAUUGGUCAUUGAGAUAUUCUCUGACCUCCCCGACAUAGAGUCAAUGCAGAACUUUGCGUUGGCUUCUAAAAAUUAUCAAGAUAUCCUUACGGCAAAUCAAUGCGUCAUAGCCCGUCGCUUCGCAACCAGAACCACCAAGGACACCGACGCUGGCGUCGUGAGGCUAGCAUUCCUAACAUGCAAAGCCCGCGACUUUCGGUACUUUUACAACGGCUAUGGCGAUGAAGAGGGGCCAUACGAUGGCGGCUUGGAUUUCCUCGAGAAGUACGGCCAACGUGGGGACUGGCCUAGCCGUUACUACCAGGUCCACGCCCUCACUUUAUUGCCCAGACUCAGCAAUGAAGUCGAGAUCGUCUUGGGUUGGGUUAUCGAGUUCAUGGCCCCCUUGCCGCCCGGAUUGGAGGAUGAAGGCUUCACCUGCACGGAGCUCUCGCGCCAGCGCCGACUAUUAUACAUGAUCGACUUCAUUUCGACAUGUCUGGCCAAGAGCAAAGUGCCUCAAGGGAAUAACCCAGCCUCCGCUGUGUUCUUCAACGCGCUUUGGGAUUCUUUUUCGCAGGUUGAAGUCUUCUUAAUGUAUGAGCUUUUGAGUAGAGUGGUUCAGUUUCUUGGAACAAGACUGGAUUUGAUCGUGUGGCCUGGAGCCAAAGUUCUCGUGAGGUCAAUCUUCGUACUAUGGGGCUAUAAACAACAUCUCGAAGCCUUCAUAGUUGCGACACGGGAAGAGCUCUCGACUAGUGAGAAUCGAGCUCUUCGGAUCCCUCUUACCGACGAUCCUGAGGCCUUCGUCAAGGAUAAAUUGCCCGCAGACCCCGAAGAGGAAGGACAUUUAAUGGGCUUCUAUUACUAUAGCCCAUUACAGUACGACAGUCUCACGAAGGGAUACUUACAUCUACGUGGACUGCAUUACUGGUUCUUCCUCAUAGGGGACAAGGACAGAUGCGAAUCGGUCCUAAAACGGGGACCGGUUUGGACAUGGGAGACUGGCACGAACGCGCUGCAGGCGUUACUCGGCGACCCCGUGGUCGUCUGGCAACAAGACCCAGCUCUCUUUAACUGUCCAGGCAAAAUAGGGACGAAGGUGCCAUACUAUGAGUUAUGCAAUGAGAGGUCAUAACUCAUAGAUGGAAAGGAUGGUAGGAGGAUGGACUUAGCGAGAUCAUUGGCUUCGGAGUUUACAUUGGUGCUUUAAAAAAUACCACGUAUUGGAUACAUUUGCGGAAAUAGCGGGCAGCGAGGAGUUUGGCUUUCAGGAAAUUGGUAGCAUUAGAGGUCAAUCUGCAUAGAUGGUUGGGGCUGGUUAUGAUACCCGGAGCAUGGCGAAUAUACAACUUUUCUGGCUUCUUAUUUUCUUUCUUAUUACCCUGUUGGUGUUGCGCAAGAAGUAGACUCAUUUGGAUAUUGUAACUCGUAACCCCGCCCCUUAAACCCGAAUAGGGGUAAUCAGGUACCUACUACUAUAGCUCGCCAUCUUUAACUAAUCGACGAAUAGUAUCAAUACUACCGUGAACAGCCACUUUAGCUG
This is a messenger RNA of Daldinia caldariorum, 1572 nucleotides long. RefSeq lists its product as uncharacterized. The record is from RefSeq and is a predicted model, not a curated record. The transcript has 2 exons. Lineage: Eukaryota; Fungi; Ascomycota; Sordariomycetes; Xylariales; Hypoxylaceae. Bases 1 to 1164 code for a protein of 387 amino acids.